AUGAAUAACCAACAACAAACAACUGUUGUUACAUCGACCAUUGGGCUUACGUACACUUUAACCUCUUCGAAUAAAAUUUCCGAUACGUUAAAUGAAUCACAAGGGAACAACGAUUAUAACGAAAGUAAUGAAAGUAAUUGGACAUUGACAUACAGCAAAAGAGAAGAAAUAUUUGCUAAUAAAACACACGAAUAUCCCAAAGACGACAAUCUGAAUGUAAUAUUUGUCUCAAAUAAUAGCAAAAGUUCCAUUAUCAACACAAUAGAACCAUUGAAUGUUUGUGAAACUAUCCUGACUAACCAAUCUGAAUCGAAACAAAAUGAAUUAAAUCCGGAAGUAAACAAUUUCAAUGUAAUCGGAGAUAACACUUUACAACUUCUUCAGUCGCCAAGUCCCAUUAUAGAAGAAAUAAAUCGUGGUGUUAGUCCAGAAGUCACAGACACAAUAAAUAAAAAUGGCCUUGAAGAUACUUUAGGAGCUGAACUUGAUCAAAUUAUUGAAUUUGAAAAUCAACAAGAACUUGUUUGUAACGUUGAGGCAUCAGAUGGUAGAGCCUUAGCUGCUAACGAUUUUGGGAUCCGAAAUAGACCACGAUUUCUACCUAAGGGAAUGUCACCUAUAUUCGAUACUCAUUGUGUGAAAAAUAAAAAUGAUAUGCAGUUGGAAAGUGGUUAUUUUGCUGAUGACCUGUAUAACAAUUUCAAAGAUGAGAUUCAAACCCACACUGAAGUUUAUGAAGUCCAAGUACAAGAUUCUAAAGAUCUCGCCUCAAAGAACAUUAUGAAAGUUAACAGCCGAUUGGAAAAAGAAAACUCUUCGCUGACUUUUAGUGCGGAGUCGUUGAAGAAUGCAAAAGUCUUAGGUCAAAUAGACAACAAGUUUAUAGCAAGCAUCAUGAAAGGUAAGACGGACCAAUCAGAAUUCCUAGUGUUGUUCGACCAACAUGCCGUACACGAAAGAAUUCGACUUGAGGAAAAUUUGGCAGGUUGA
This is a messenger RNA of Ostrinia nubilalis (European corn borer), 990 nucleotides long. RefSeq lists its product as uncharacterized. The record is from RefSeq and is a predicted model, not a curated record. The transcript has 5 exons. Bases 1 to 990 code for a protein of 329 amino acids. NCBI's taxonomy places the organism in Eukaryota, Metazoa, Arthropoda, Insecta, Lepidoptera, Crambidae.